Dipodomys spectabilis (banner-tailed kangaroo rat) is the source of this 3032-nucleotide messenger RNA. RefSeq names its product mediator complex subunit 20 (gene Med20). The coding region runs from base 86 to 742 and encodes 218 amino acids. The record is from RefSeq and is a predicted model, not a curated record. Gene Ontology annotation, biological process: regulation of transcription by RNA polymerase II. NCBI's taxonomy places the organism in Eukaryota, Metazoa, Chordata, Mammalia, Rodentia, Heteromyidae. Gene Ontology annotation, cellular component: mediator complex. The transcript has 4 exons. Gene Ontology annotation, molecular function: transcription coactivator activity.
ACUACGGUUUGUACCCGGUUUCUCUGGUUGUGGGCUGUUGGACAGCGCUGCGUCCCUCUUCCUGCCUCCUUCCCGGGCCGACGCCAUGGGAGUCACUUGUGUGUCCCAGAUGCCUGUGGCUGAGGGCAAGAGUGUCCAACAAACAGUGGAGCUUCUCACCCGGAAGCUGGAGAUGCUUGGGGCAGAAAAGCAAGGAACAUUUUGUGUGGACUGUGAGACUUACCAUACCGCUGCUGCUACUCUGGGCAGUCAAGGACGCCUGUCCCUUGCAGGUCAGGCUGGGAAGCUGAUGUACGUGAUGCACAACUCUGAGUACCCACUGAGCUGCUUUGCCCUCUUUGAGAACGGCCCUUGCCUUAUCGCCGACACCAACUUUGAUGUGCUGAUGGUGAAGCUCAAGGGCUUUUUCCAGAGUGCCAAGGCCAGCAAGAUUGAGACCCGGGGCACGCGUUACCAGUACUGUGACUUCCUGGUGAAGGUGGGCACCGUCGCAAUGGGGCCCAGUGCUCGGGGCAUCUCUGUGGAGGUGGAAUAUGGCCCCUGUGUAGUGGCGAGUGACUGCUGGAGCUUGCUGCUUGAGUUCCUCCAGAGUUUUCUAGGCAGCCACACACCAGCAGCUCCUGCCGUGUUUGGGAACAGACAUGAUGGAGUGUAUGGCCCAGCAGAUACCAUGGUCCAGUACAUGGAACUCUUCAACAAGAUCCGCAAGCAGCAGCAGGUGCCUGUGGCUGGGAUUCGUUAGUGACUGGAAACUCUGGCUGAGCUCUUAUCAGGGGUACUGCCAGGAGGAACAGGUGCUGCACAAUUAGGUUCUGGUCCCCACAAACCCUGGGCAGACAUGGAGGCUUCUCUCCUUUUGCUUCCCAGCUAUGGUGUUUGUUCCAGGGUUCCAGACUCUUCUCCUCUGUUUCCCACAUGCAAUCCCCCCAUCAACAUCUGUUUUACUUUAUGCCUUACUGGAUUUGUCCUGUUCUGAGGAAUGGUAAUUAUGAAGAAUGGAGACACUUAAUCCUGUGGCCAGGGGAAAAGGUAGGGCAGAAGUAUCCUGGCCUAGCAGUGGAGAGAGAAAACUGUAUCCUCAGCUUGAAGACUUGGCCUAGGCUUCAGUGAUCAUGCUUUGAUCUUUUUGUGGGCCAUUUUGUACUGAAGUCCCUCCUCUGCUCAAGGACCCAUCUGCUGUUUGUCAAGAGGUGGCACAGCUGGACGCCUUUCACUUAAUGACCAGUUUGCUGAAGUCAUUUGUGAACUGACUUUCUUAGGGUGUUGCCAGGGUCCUUUGAAUGUCUUUCUGACAUUUCUGCUUUCAUUGUGACUUACAUGAAGCCACAGGUUAACUACUGAAAGAGAACUAAAGACCGGAGCUCCUCCUAGGUAAUUCAUUUUCUCUCCCUAAUAGUUCAGAGGUAAUCAGAUGGUUCCUGGGCAAAUUUUACUGCAUCAUCAGGAACCAGUUGUAUAUCUGUCUUAUUGUCAAUUCCCUCCCCCCCCCCCCCAAAAAAAAAAACAAACAACCCACACACAUUAUCCUUACCCACAAGAUCACAAGAUUCAAGUAGACUCGCUGGCUCCAUGUCCUUGUUCCACUGGGGGAGAAAGGAGGGAAGAAUGAAUGCAGGGGUUGCCAAAAUCACUGGUCAAAAGAGAUGCUGGAAUGUGAAACUUCUAAUAUGAGUGGUCUAUGCCCCAGUUAAAAUACAAAUGCUUCUGUAACUAAAAGAUGGAAGAUAUGGAUGCUGGCCCCAAUUGGUGACGUGGGCUACGUGGAAUUCUGAGGACUUGCCCAGGAAUGUUCUUUGUAGUCAGUACCUCUGUUACAAAGACAUUUGUUUAGGAUUUAGCUUGGGUGAGCACUGGUCGUGCUGGGAAGUCAGUUCUGUAUCCCGUGCCUUAAUCUUAUCAUUGAGGCCUCUCUAAGCACUCAGAAUGUAGGGUCAGAACACUGAUCCACACUUUGUCACCUCUCUAGGACUCCUAUGAGUUUUGGAGCUACUUGUUGGGCAUGCCUUACUGGCCUGCCCCACACCUACUGCAUAAAAGUUCAGCCAGGCUAACAUUUGAAAUACAGAGAUGGUCUUAGGAACAUUGAAAGCAUCACAAUGAGGAGCAACAGGAUUUCUGCAACAGAAGUUAGGUACUGGUUAUGUUUCCUUUGUAGCUUUGGCUGACAGGAAGCUCAGUUUGUCUUCCUAGUUUGUGCUUUUUAUUUUCACUUCCUCCUGCUUUUGUUGUUGCUUGCUUAUUGUUUGCUUUUUAAAAAUUGAGAUGUUUUAGAUAGCAUUUACAAACAAUAAAACAUCUUCCAGUUGUGGUGGUGUACUCCUAUGAUCUCAGCUACUCAGGAUGCAGAGAUGAUAGAAGUAUUAUUGGGAGGAUUUCAUUGAUAGGUUUUUAGUUUAUUUUAGUCAUGUUAAAGGGAUAUGUUAAGUUAUACCACAGAUGGCACACACAAAUGGUAGACUGACGAGGUAGAACCACUGUUCUCAUCUUGUCUGUGUCUUGCACCCACGGACCCAUUUCUGCACUAGCCACACUUUCCUCUUGUCCUUGGGAUACUUGAGUCUCUAUUCCUGUCCCCUCACUGCCUCCUGCUGGCUUCCCUCAGUUAUUGAGCAUCAAGCAACUCCAUUUUCUUCCUGACCUAUUGGUGCCAGGCACAGCUGGGAGAAAUACCAAGAAGGUAGCCCCUUCUCCUUGCCUGAAGUGACUACUGAACAUUUUCUCUCCUAUUUCUGGAGAGUAAGGGGAGUGGUUAGAAUUUCCACCUAAAUUGGGCCAGAGAGGUGUUGCUCUAGUGGUAGAGCACUAGCUGUGAGUAAGAGGUAGAGAGCACCAGCUGUGAACAAGAAAGCUGAGAGUAUGAGCCCCAUUAUCUCAUCCCCCCUGCCAAAAAGAAGGAAGGAAUAAAAAAGUUCUACAUGAGCAUGUGUUCCAGAUAUCAAAAAUUGAAACUUAAAAUACAAGUGCUUCAGAAUGAAAGAGGGGGUUUAUUGUCCAAAAAGAAACAAUGGUCAUUAUUUGAGUUCUGUAACCCU